AUGUCUCAGGGCCAAAAUCCAAUAAAGGCUUAUAUUUAUACAGCAAGAACUAACCCUGACCUAUUACCUCAAAACUUUUUCUACCAACUAAAAAAGCAGCAACCAUAUGCCUUAAAACGAAAUAGAACUCUUAAAAUUGAUUAUCUAAACAAGUCAUCACUAGGACCUAAACCAGUUGGCCAGAAAUUUUUGAGAUCUGCUAAAAAUGUGAAAUUUUCCCCUUUGCUUACUUAUAGAAGCCUUUCUCUUGACGCGUCAAUAUUAAAUUCUUCUGAGAUACUGACGGAUAGGAGCUUGAAAACAACAAAAGCAAGCCAUAUUAGAAGGAAAUCUGAGUUUCUUGAGCUAGGAACUCAGCCUGUAAAACCAUUUGUAAUUGAAAGUAAGAAACCAUUAAUAGAGGAAUAUGAAGUUUUCACAAAGGAAGAACAGAAGAAAGCAUUUCAAGAUUAUAAAAAGAUACAAGAUAGAAUUAUUAGAUUGUCAAGGUGCCGUUUAAAUUCAAAAUGGAUCCGCAAAUAA
Molecule: messenger RNA, 522 nt
Organism: Blepharisma stoltei
Lineage: Eukaryota; Ciliophora; Heterotrichea; Heterotrichida; Blepharismidae
Source: the annotation of a GenBank genome assembly